Molecule: messenger RNA, 1701 nt
Organism: Lutzomyia longipalpis
Lineage: Eukaryota; Metazoa; Arthropoda; Insecta; Diptera; Psychodidae
Product: alpha-amylase 4N-like
Exons: 3
Coding region: 67-1560 (497 amino acids)
Biological process (GO): carbohydrate metabolic process
Molecular function (GO): alpha-amylase activity; cation binding
Source: RefSeq, a predicted model, not a curated record
AUAAAAGGCGAUCUAAUGAUCUGCAGGCUUCACUUUUAAUUUGAAGUACAGUGAAGAUAAUCAAAGAUGAAGUUUUUGAUUGGAUUUGGAGUAGUUCUACUCCUGGUAGCUGUUGCUGCGCAGUACGAUCCGCAUUAUCUUGACAAGAGAACUGUAAUGGUUCAUUUAUUUGAAUGGAAAUGGAACGACAUUGCCAAGGAGUGUCAGGAUUAUCUAGGACCAAAUGGGUUUGGUGGAGUUCAGGUUUCACCGGUUAAUGAGAAUUGGGUUUCUGGAGAACGUGCCUGGUUCGAACGCUACCAACCAAUAUCAUACAAACUAACCACAAGAUCUGGUAAUGAGGACGAAUUUGCCGCAAUGGUAAAAACCUGCCGACAAAAUGGCGUUCGAAUCUUCGUUGACGUUGUGGUCAACCACAUGGCUUCAGGUGCUCUUGAAGACACAAUUUAUGGAACAGGUGGAUCUGAGGCACAUCCUGGUCCUUUUGACUAUCCAGCUGUUCCGUAUGAAAAGAAUGACUUUCAUCCUGAUUGUAGCAUCUCAGACUAUCAGGAUGUGUAUCAAGUUAGAAAUUGUCAGUUGUCUAGCUUGAGGGAUCUCAAUCAAACUAUUCCCUAUGUCAGAGAGAAGAUCCUAGACUUCCUCAAUCAUUUAGUAGACUUGGGAGUAGCGGGCUUCAGAAUAGACGCAGCCAAGCAUAUGGAUCCGAAGGACUUGCGAUACAUCUACAAUCAUAUAAAGAAAUUAAAUAAGGACGCUGAGUUUAAGGCAGGGGACAAAGCAUUUAUUUUCCAGGAAGUUAUAGAUCUUGGAGGAGAAGCUGUAUCAUCACGUGAAUACAUAUCGCUGGGCGUUGUAACAGAGUUCAAGGCAUCCGAUGAUCUUGGAAAGCUUUUCCGGGGACAAGUUGCUCUGUCGACCUUGGAAAGAUGGGGUCCACAAUAUGGGCUUCUGCCUUCAAACCGAGCUCUUGCCUUUGUUGAGAAUCACGACAACGAACGUGGGCACGGAGCUGGCGGAACAAAUAUCCUAACGUACAAGGAUGGGAAAAUCUACACAAUGGCCGUAGUAUUUAACCUAGCACACUCCUAUGGGGUUCCACGAAUGAUGAGCAGCUAUGAAUUCAACGAUCCAAGCCAGGGACCUCCACAUGAUGACAAUAGCAACAUUCUAACUCCUGAAUUCUCUGCAGAUGGUAAUUCCUGCACUAAUGGUUGGGUUUGUCAGCAUCGUUGGCGUCCUAUGAGAAAUAUGGUGAAGUUCCGGAAUAUCGUCGGUCGGAAGUCAGUUAGGAAGUGGUAUGACAACGGAAGCAAUCAGAUAGCCUUCUCCAGAGGCAAUCAGGGCUUUGUGGCCUUUAACUUGGACAUUGUUGACUUUAACCAGCAAGUUCCAACGGAUUUACCAGACGGGGUAUAUUGCGACGUUAUUACAGGUGAGAAGAAUGGCAAUGAGUGUACUGGAAAGGUAGUUAUUGUGAGCAAGAGGAAGGCUGCUGUUAUCCUAAGGGCAGAUGACGACUACGGAGUUCUGGCGAUUCAUUCAGAGUCUAAAUUGUGAGAAUUAUGCUGAAAUAUUUGCUCCAACAAUUCAUUGACUUCGGUGCUUGGAAGAUUAAGAUGAAACUUUUUGGUUUGAGAUAGUUUCAGCUAACCUAUUUCUAUUAUUUUUUUAUUUUAAUAAAGAAGAUAACUUGCUGCA